CUGUCAUUUAACAUAAGGACCAGCUUCGAAAGAACAUCAAUCGUUAUGUGAACAUGAAUUUCUGGAUAUUUUAUUUGAUAACUCUUAUUAUAUUUUUGGUGACAAAUGCAAACGGAAAGGGUGGUCACAACGUCUAUGAAAAUGUGAAUGGAAAACCAGGACCAGACGACUGGCCUAAUCAAUAUCCAGCAUGCAAGGGGCUGGCCCAGUCACCCAUAGAUAUUAAAACUCCCGAAGCUAUUUACAGUCCGUACCUUGAAAAGUUUGCUUUCAGCAAACCAACACCAAGAUCAAAAUUGAUAGUAGUAAACAAUGGUCAUUCUAUCCAGGUAAACACAGAAGGUAAUUUCUUUGUAUAUAACGGAGGGUUACAAAAUGUAUUCAGUACAGCACAGUUACAUUUCCACUGGGGAGAUAACGAUCGCCAUGGAUCUGAACAUACUAUAAAUGGUGUUUCUUUCCCAUUAGAGAUGCAUAUUGUAAACUGGAACUCGGACAAAUAUAAAUCUUUGAAAGAAGCCCUAAAACAUUCAGAUGGACUUGCUGUUCUAGGAGUACUUUUCGAGGUAUCGACAAAGGACAACCCUGUUUUAGACCCUAUGAUACAGGCAAUCCAGCAAGUAAGAGACCCAGAUUGGGACAAUCGCGUCCAGAUUCCAGCUGUUCCUAUCACGAAGUUGCUGCCUCGUAACUCUCGCCGAUUCUAUAGGUACCAAGGCUCCCUUACAACACCUGGUUGCCAAGAAAGUGUCAUAUGGACAGUUUUUGAAAAGAGAGCAACGCUAUCAGAGAGACAGUUGAAUGUGUUCCGGCAUUGCUUAUUCCCAAGCAAAUCCAAUCACAGUAGUUCAACUGGGCAUGUAAAUCACGAGGGAAUGAGAGAGGCUUUAGUUAACAACUAUAGGCCAGUACAACCACUUAAAGGCCGACAUGUCUACAAGAGUUAUGAUGCUUUCUUCCCCGGAACACAACUUUUUUCUAAAUUAUUCUGAAGCAUAACACUUUUAAUGUAAACAAACUAAAGAGAAAAUAUCUUACAAUCUAUGAAUUACCGGUACCAAUAUAUAUUUUUAAAUAUUUCAAAACAUAUGUUAAUAAAAUAUUAUUCCGUAAUACAUAUUGUCUUUGGAUAAUUGUAUUAAAUUAUUUCAAAUCAUUAGCAAAAAAAGUGUAAUUUUAUAACCAUUUCAACUGUUGAACAAUGUAAAACAUUUUAUGAAAGAUAUUACGACCUAUUUUUGAACUACUGACAUGUCAAAUGUAUCCAUGAAAAUCUUCUAGAGAUGUUAACAUUGAGAAGACAUUAUAGUGUUGUAUUGCGUCAAUCAAUUUUAUGGCAGAAUGAACUGCUAUUAUUCAUUUUGGUUCCAUGCUAGUGUGAUGUUUGCCAUGUGUAUUUAUGUAAAAAGAAUACGUACAGUUCUUUUUUUAUCUACAUGUAUAAUAGAUGAAAAUUAAUACCAAUUUUAGUAUUCGAGUACUCGGUCAUAAUUCUGAUAGAGUACCCUGUUACUCAGAAGAUUUCUUAGGACAUUUAAAGCUAUUUAUAAUGUGAUUAUACAGUAUUUACGACGGAAGCAUCGCAAACUGCUUGAUUGCAGUAUAAUUAAGCAUAUUUUGGAAAACUCUACGUACGUGAUUAAACACUUCAUGCAAUAAGGACGUUUAAUAUUUUAAGUAAAUCAUAGUUACCUCUUAUCAUCUUGUAAUCCGACAAUGUCAAGGAUAGUUGCCUAAUCUAUAAAAAUAAAACACUACCAAACAGUAUAAUCUCUGUUUAUAAAGAUGAAGAGAAGCAAAAUUGAAGUCUUGUUGCAAAAUUGAAACACAACGAGUGUGUACUUCUAAUAGCAAAAGGAAAAUCGUCACAUAUCUAUAGACAGAUAAAUAACAUUUCAUAGAGUUAAAAUAAUAAAAGUCAUUGAUUUUCAAAAAUACAAUAUAAAGAAAUGCUUUUAAUAUGUCAGCACUGCAUGCUAAAAGUAUGUUGACUCUUAUUUGAAAUGAUUUAUUGAUAAUACUCAUU
This is a messenger RNA of Ruditapes philippinarum (Manila clam), 2026 nucleotides long. RefSeq names its product carbonic anhydrase 7-like. The coding region runs from base 54 to 992 and encodes 312 amino acids. Gene Ontology annotation, molecular function: carbonate dehydratase activity; zinc ion binding. The record is from RefSeq and is a predicted model, not a curated record. Lineage: Eukaryota; Metazoa; Mollusca; Bivalvia; Venerida; Veneridae. The transcript has 8 exons.